ACGCCUUCUACCAAAUUCAGCCCGCAGGGUACAAACAUGGUGUUGGCCACACCUUAGCUUUACUGGUUUGCAACAUUUAUUUCCCUAUCCUUAGCUGAAACCUUUUCAACAUAGAAUCAAACAAUAGCAACUCUGGCAAGAAUCCUCCUAUAUACACAAUGAAAAAAAGCAUUUCUGAGCUCCUCAACUGAUAACUCAAGUGUCACACUUCUUUUCACAGCAACCGAAGGGUAGAAGUCAGGUUGGCUGGGCUCACAGAACUUUACAAUGGCAUUAGUCUUCAGAACAGCAAUGCAAUCUGUUGGACUUUUAUUAUCUCUGCUGGGAUGGGUUUUAUCCUGUCUUACAAACUACCUGCCACAUUGGAAGAACUUGAACCUGGACCUGAAUGAGAUGGAAAACUGGACCAUGGGGCUCUGGAAAACCUGCGUCAUCCAGGAGGAAGUAGGCAAGCAGUGCAAAGACUUUGAUUCUUUCCUGGCUUUGCCAGCUGAACUGAGGAUCUCCCGGGUUCUAAUGUUCCUGUCCAAUGGGCUGGGGCUGCUGGGCCUGCUGCUCUCAGGGCUUGGCCUGGACUGCUUGAGGAUUGGAGAGAGGCAGCAGGAUUUCAAGAAGCGACUGCUCAUCCUGGGAGGAAUCCUGCUGUGGAGCUCAGGAGUCACAACCCUGGUUCCGGUUUCCUGGGUGGCCCACAUGACGGUCCUGGAGUUCUGGGAUGACAGCAUCCCAGAGAUUGUCCCCAGGUGGGAGUUUGGGGAAGCCCUCUUCUUGGGCUGGUUUGCUGGGUUUGCUCUUGUGCUAGGAGGGAGUCUGCUCCAGUGUGCAGCCUGCUCGGCCCCAGCUGCUCCACCCUCGGCCCACUAUGCAGUGCCAGAAAUGCAAGAUCACUGUCAGCAGCUGGAGCUGAAACACACCAGCUCAGAAAGCUCAGCCUGAGGGAUCAGAGCAUCUACUUUCAUCUACUUUCAGGAGGUGCCUGCUCGGCGCUGGACUGGGUAGGAUCUCCACUGCAAGGUCACUCAUUCAUGAUUGCUUUUGAUUUCCUUAAAUGCACCCCCACCCUGCCCCAUGGCUAUUUUCUUCCGAAAAUACAAUUUCUAAUACUGGCAACCCCUUUUUAUUUUCUAUUGGUAAUUCAAACCAAUCAAGAUUUAAUAAUAAUCAUCACAUCCAUUCCUGCACAUGCAUUUUCUAAAUUUUGAAACAGGCUUAUAGAACUUGUAAAGAAAACAGUGUCUUAGUACUUCUUUAUCUUUCAAGUUAUUAUUCAUAUGCAGGUGAGUUGUUUUAGCAAUCUGAAAUGUUAUGGCAGAUCUUUGCUUCUUUCAUGUGUUUUAGAAAACCUAUUCUAAUGAAAUUUAAGACAUCAUGGGAUAUUUAUUUUUUAAAACACCACUUGAUUACACUGAAAGAAAAAAAUCUGCUGGCUCUCUACAGGAUUCAGAGGUCAGACACAUACAAUGAAGAGACCUCAGUGGCUCUGAGGAA
Molecule: messenger RNA, 1488 nt
Organism: Perognathus longimembris pacificus (Pacific pocket mouse)
Lineage: Eukaryota; Metazoa; Chordata; Mammalia; Rodentia; Heteromyidae
Product: claudin-22-like
Exons: 1
Coding region: 268-936 (222 amino acids)
Biological process (GO): bicellular tight junction assembly; cell adhesion
Cellular component (GO): plasma membrane; bicellular tight junction
Molecular function (GO): structural molecule activity
Source: RefSeq, a predicted model, not a curated record